Trichoplax adhaerens is the source of this 516-nucleotide messenger RNA. RefSeq lists its product as uncharacterized. The annotation marks the transcript as partial. Gene Ontology annotation, cellular component: intracellular membrane-bounded organelle. Lineage: Eukaryota; Metazoa; Placozoa; Uniplacotomia; Trichoplacea; Trichoplacidae. The record is from RefSeq and is a predicted model, not a curated record. The transcript is spliced from 5 exons. Gene Ontology annotation, molecular function: phosphatidylinositol phosphate binding.
UGGGACUUUACUAAGUUUCCUGUUUCCAAUAUGGCGCGUGAAUUAUUAACUAAAAUGCAUCAUGAUCCAUUAUUUAACGUGAUGGAUAUUAAUCAAUCGUUAUACAAGAAGAAAACUCUAAAUACUGUAAAGGAACUGAGAAUACAACUAUUUCACCUCAAGAAAUAUAUCUCUACUUGUGGAUCAUCGAAAGGAUUGCUGGAAAGACUAGAGAAGCUACCUCUUCAUAUCAUCGAUCAACCACAUGUAUAUUCCAUGCAUGAUUUUAUGAGUGUAAAAAAGAAAGAACUUAAUGCCAUCUUGGAGCCAUACGUAAUAGCCAACGCGGCUCAUAUCUCACAAUGUCAGCUAUGCCGUCUGAAAGGUUUCAUAUGCGAAAUAUGCAAGAGCGAAACUCUUAUCUAUCCUUUUGAAAUACUUACUUGUUAUCAAUGCGAUGAUUGUCAUACCUGCUACCAUAAAAGAUGUAAAGCCACUUUGGAUAGCUGUCCAAAGUGUGCAAGGAUAAAAAGGUAG